Penicillium crustosum is the source of this 633-nucleotide messenger RNA. RefSeq lists its product as uncharacterized. Bases 1 to 633 code for a protein of 210 amino acids. The record is from RefSeq and is a predicted model, not a curated record. The transcript has a single exon. Lineage: Eukaryota; Fungi; Ascomycota; Eurotiomycetes; Eurotiales; Aspergillaceae.
AUGGGGAUGUCGGAAAAAGCAAUUCCGGCGAAUAUUGGCAUGGAUGAACUUCUGCGGCUGCAGUGCCAUUUGAACGAUCUGUUGACAGGCGCGAGUGAGUCAGCCACAACCCACCAGCUGGCCUUGAAUGAAGUGAUGGUGGCAUGUAAAGAUCUGUUAGAGUUGCUCCCAGGUCCCCAAUCGGACUGCAGCAGGCCAUCCACCCCCGGGCGUUCUCAGGACAAUUCUUGUCACGCCGCAUUAGACCCACUGAGGAUAAACUACAUUGCUGUAUUGCAGGUAGCUACGUCUUAUGCAUAUGUGCUACAGCUGCUCGAUCUCGCAGUUGAUAAUCUCAAGCCCCAAGCUGGGAACUUGGCGCUUGUCAGCCCGGGCAUUUUCAAUCUUGAGUCACCACCGGCAAUAAGAACUUCCGUGAGGGCUUACAUGGUUUUCAACAUGGUUCAUCAACUGCGCGACGCUAUCAACCUGCUGACACCUGAACACAAGGGAAUACCGUCACCCCAUGUAUCACCCAUAGGCAUGUUGCAAAUAGCCACUACGACAAAUUCCAUGCAAGCUGCCGUGUAUAUGGUGCAUGAGAUGGAGACGUCGUUACUUGAGAAGUUAUCACAAGUUAUGAACAGUCCAUAG